GAGAGAAAAGCGGAGAAGGGAAGACAUCAUUUCUCUCUCAGUGUCUUUGGGGCUAAGCACUCGACGGCAACAAGACCGAGGAAAAAAAAUCUUUCUCAACAGGAUUAUAUUUAUAUAAAAUAAAUCACAAAAACUAGCCAUGGCCGAUACAGCUGUUGAUACAACCGCCACCACAGAGGUUACAGCCAAGGAGCUGAAAGAGAAGAAAGAAGCAGAAACAGCGGAGGAGGAGAAGUCGACCGAGAGCGGGGACGCACCUGCCAAUGGCACCAAUGGUGCUGAGCACAGUGACAAAAAGGAAGAAACUACAGAGGAGGAGCAGAAGAAUGGAGCUGAAGAUGCGGAGGCGGCGCCCCCUGCUGAGGAAACCGAUGCACAGCCGGUGAAGCGUGCAGCCGAAGAGGAGGAGGACAAAGCUGAGACAAAAAAGCAAAAGACAGAGGAGAAUGGCGACUCAAAAGAAGCAGACGUGGAGGCCUAAGUCUUUACCCUGCUACUUGUUUGCAGCACUGUCCUACCAGUCUGGUCAACAUUGCUUCAUAGAGCUUGUGCUUUCUAUGUUUUCGAUAGAGAUUUUCCUUUCGGUUGCUCCCAUA
Molecule: messenger RNA, 596 nt
Organism: Poecilia latipinna (sailfin molly)
Lineage: Eukaryota; Metazoa; Chordata; Actinopteri; Cyprinodontiformes; Poeciliidae
Product: prothymosin alpha-A
Exons: 5
Coding region: 140-481 (113 amino acids)
Source: RefSeq, a predicted model, not a curated record